Corticium candelabrum is the source of this 1338-nucleotide messenger RNA. Its product is annotated as zinc finger MYM-type protein 1-like. The transcript has a single exon. Bases 418 to 1338 code for a protein of 306 amino acids. Lineage: Eukaryota; Metazoa; Porifera; Homoscleromorpha; Homosclerophorida; Plakinidae. The record is from RefSeq and is a predicted model, not a curated record.
UUAGCUUCUCAAAACGACUGUUUACGCCCUGCAAUAACCACACUACGAUGCAGCUUGGCUCCGACUGAAUAGUUGUUUAUUGAAUGUGAGAAGUUUGUAUCCCAUCUUCACGGUUUGCCAACUUGUAUACCAGUGUCAACGAGGUUCGGUACGAGUUAUUUCGCAUGAAGUGCUCGAAAGCGCAGCAGAUGCCAACGACUCAAGAUGCUUUUCGGCAGUACGAUGGGUUAACAAUCAAAGUUUUGUAUGGAAAAAUGCUUUCUGUUCUAUGCAGAAUCUGCCUAGUCACGAAUGGAUUGUUGAAACUGAUGAAAACGGUUCUCGCAUACGUGUCCGCUGGAUGACACAGAUUUCUGCCCCGAAAGCACUGUUGAAGCUUGUAAGCUCCAAGUGCAAUGUCGGCUGUACCACACAGCGAUGUUCACAGCAAACAUCCACAGCUCGCCAUUCAUUGCUGUAACGGUCGAUGAGGCCACCGACAAGGCAAAUAAGGAGCAGCUGACCAUUGUUGUGAGAUGGAUCAAUGAGGAUUUUGUAGUGUCUAAAGAGUUCCUGGAAUUGUACUGUCUGUCUGCGAUUGAUGCACAGAGCAUUGUCGAGGCCAUGAAGGAUGCUUUUCUGCGGUUCCAGAUUCCUCUGGCGAAGCUCCGUGGUCAAUGCUAUGAUGUAUGCAGCACCAUGGCUGGAGUGAAGGCUGGUGUAGCUGCAAAAAUUGAGCAAGUGAAGCCUAGAGCUGUAUUCAAACACUGUCAUGGGCAUGCGCUGAACCUUGCUGUUAGUGAUACAGUCAAGCAGUGUCUCGCUAUGAAGGACUGUCUAGACACUUGUCUUGAACUUGUGAAGCUGAUCAAGUUCUCCCCAAACAGAGAGGCCGUGCUCCGUGAGGUGAAAGAAGAGAUUGGUAGUGAUGCUCCUGCCGUUCAAACCCUCUGCCCAACAAGGUGGACUGUUCGUGCAGAAUCUCUUGCCAGCAUACUUGCAAACUAUGACAAGAUCCAGGUACUUUGGGUAACAUCAUUGCAUAAAACAUCAGACACCGAGAUAAAAGCUAGGAUUCAGGGAGUAGCUAGUCAGAUGCAGUUGUUUAGGUUCUUUUUCUGUCUCAUUCUAUCUGAAAUGAUCUUACGGCACACCGACAGGCUUAUUCAAACGUUGCAACAACCCAAGCUUUCUAGUGUCGAAGGCCAUGAACUAGCAAUGCUGACAGUGAAAACCCUUGAAAGUUUGCGAAAUGAUGAAAACUUUGACAUGUUUUGGCUGACUGUUGAGAAGAAAAGGAUCCUGCAGAACACUGAUGAACCUCGCCUUGCAAGGAGAAGAUACGUCAGCAAGUGUUGA